UCCCCUCCCCCCCCCCUUUCCCACCCAAGCACUGCGAUGCCUGUGCCCUGUGCCUGUGCCUGUGCCUGUUUCACAGAAGAGGUGCGUGCUUUCACUUUUCCAACCACACGCCAGAGCGAAGGGACCUUUGCUGCGCACUUGCGAGUCUCCCCUUCUGCUCGGUUCCUGCUCCCUCUUCGGCGCGAGCGGUUUGUUUUGCCUCCCAGCUCAACACCAGCGCCACUUUCUGCUCGUGCGCGAGGUUCAAGCCCCCAUCACCAGCCCAGCUGUCUUGACGCUUCUGCUGACACCCGGCCACAUAUCGGCUUUCGUCUCGUUGCCAUCACAAGGCUCAGCUAACCUCCCUCACCUUCACACACUCCUGAAGGAGCACCUUGCACUUCCGCUCCUUUCGAUCCAGUCCGCCACAUCAUCACCGCUUGGGCUCGACUGUCGUCUCUCGUUGACGGGAAACCCCGCGCACUCUCCGGUCCCUCAUUUCCUCACCUGCCGGGUUGCCUCCACUGAAGUCGACCCUCUUGUCUUGUGGCACCUUCACGCGCGACUGUCGCCAGCACCUCUGCCUUUGGCCCUCCCUGUCCCAUCACGCACCCAUCGCUUCCGUCGUCUACGGUUCGACUUGAUUCGAGUGCACACCACUCAAGACAGCCCAAGACCACUUGCACCCUCCCUCGCCACCAGUACCGCAAAGCCAUCACGAACCGCAGAUCCCUCUUCCACUGCUCUUUGAACUACAACCGUACCACCACCACCACCAGCAGCAGCACCAACAACAAGAACACCAGCAUCAACAAUUGGACAGGACUCGUCAGCGGCACACGAACCAUCAUGACGACCAGGACGGGAGCCACCCCGACGCGAACUGCAGCGGGGACGUCGCUGACGGCCGACAAGAAGGGCAACGCAUACCGCUCGAGCCUGCGCAUUACCAAGAGCCCAACACCGGGCAAGAGCAUCUACUCUGUGCUUGUGGAGCGCGGGUAUGUGAUGAAGGAGACGAUUGGCGUUGGUGGAUACUCCAAGGUCAAGCUCGCUGUUCACCGCAAGACCAAGCAGAAGGUUGCGAUCAAAGUCAUCAGCAAGCGCAGCGCCCCCGACGGCUACCUCGACAAGUUUCUCCCGCGCGAAAUCUCCGCGCUCGAGCGGGCGCGCCAUCGCCGUAUCACCGACAUCUACGAGGCCAUCUUCACCACGGACCACGUGUUCCUUGUCAUGCAGUACGCCUGUGGCGGCGACCUGCUCGAUUUUAUCAACAAGGGCGGCGCGCUCACGGAGGACCGCGCACGUGCCAUCUUCUAUCAGCUCAUGGAGGCACUUGGGCACUGCCACGCCCUUGGCAUCUACCACCGCGACCUCAAGUGCGAGAACAUUCUUCUGGACGACAGCAACAACAUCCUCGUGUCGGAUUUUGGGUUUGCCACCGUGGUGGACUCGCCGAGCACGUGGCUCAUGACGCACUGCGGAUCGUAUGCGUACGCAGCGCCAGAGAUCCUGGAUGGACGGCCCUACCACGGCGACAAGAGCGAUGUGUGGAGCCUGGGGGUGGUGCUGUAUGCAAUGACGUGCGGGCGCCUCCCCUUUCGUGACAAGACGGUGAAGAUGCUGCUAGAGGACAUUCGCCGCGGCGUCGUCUUUCCCCGCGUCCUCUCACGAAGUCAGCCGCCCUGUUUCGGUGAUGGUGGUUUCGGUGCUGGUGGUGGUGGUUGUCGUCGUCGUCGUCGUGGUUGUGGUCGUCGUCGUGGUGGUCGUGGUGGUCGUGGUCGUGGUGGUUGUGGUCGUCGUCGUGGUGGUCGUGGUGGUCGUGGUCGUGGUGGCUCGGUUGUUGCUCUGAUUAACAUGGAAUCAACACACCCAUCGCCGGCAACGCCCCGCAAAUCGUCCACCGCACAGCCGCAACACCAACACCCACACCAGCACCAGCACCAGCACCAGCACCAACAGCAGCAGCAGCAACACAAGCAACACAAGCACCAGCACAGCAGUGACGAUUCAUCACACAAGAACGCGAGCGUCAAACUCCCUCCACUUCGCGACCUCAAACUCUCCCCACCCCCAAAGCCCUCCAAUGCCAGCACGGCGAAAGGAUCGUCGCGCUCGUCUGUCGUGAGCCAAUUCCGCUCGCUGUCGCAGGUGGUCGGCCCCUUCACGUGCGACCGCGGGUACAGCAGCAGCAGCAGCAGCAACAACAAGCAGGGGGGACUGCACCAGCAGCCGCAGAUUGGAGUGAAGGGCCGCCCGGCCUCGCGCAUGGGCCGAAUCAAGAAGCGGUUCCAGCGCUUUCUCUAG
This is a messenger RNA of Salpingoeca rosetta, 2286 nucleotides long. Its product is annotated as CAMK/TSSK protein kinase. Gene Ontology annotation, biological process: protein phosphorylation; intracellular signal transduction; microtubule cytoskeleton organization. Bases 829 to 2286 code for a protein of 485 amino acids. Lineage: Eukaryota; Choanoflagellata; Craspedida; Salpingoecidae. Gene Ontology annotation, cellular component: cytoplasm. Gene Ontology annotation, molecular function: protein serine/threonine kinase activity; ATP binding; tau-protein kinase activity. The transcript has 4 exons. The record is from RefSeq and is a predicted model, not a curated record.